UGCAACUUUCAAGUGAGUUGCAAACUCCGCCCCGAGCGGUUGCGGGCGCCUGCGGCCCAGGGACCCGGAGGCUCGCACGAGCGAGGCCACCCACACCCGCCGAGGGCCGCGACCCGCCGGGGGCCGCGCUCCUGGUUCUCCGCGGCUGGAAGUGCGGGUCGUCGCCGUAACUGCCGGGCCGCGGGCGUUGCGCAGGAGCGCGCCCUCCGGCUCCGAGUGGCUCCUCGGGGCCCGGCCUCCCCGCCCCGCCGGCGGGUCCGCCUCCGCCAGGGGCAGUCCGAGAGCCCGCCUGGCUCCCGCACCUCCGCAGAUCUCCCCGCUCCAGACCCGCGUGAGCGUCUCCCUGGGCGCCUUCCUGGGGGGCUCCCUUGGCACCUGAGGCUGCAGGAUGGUGUCCUGGAUGAUCUGCCGCCUGGUGGUGCUGGUGUUUGGGAUGCUGUACCCAGCUUAUGCUUCCUAUAAGGCUGUGAAGACCAAGAACAUUCGUGAAUAUGUCCGGUGGAUGAUGUACUGGAUCGUCUUUGCACUCUUCAUGGCGGUGGAGGCCUUCUCAGACAUCUUCAUUUCCUGGUUCCCUUUCUACUACGAGAUCAAGAUGGCCUUCGUGCUCUGGCUGCUCUCGCCCCACACCAAAGGAGCCAGCCUGCUUUACCGGAAGUUUGUCCACCCAGCCUUGUCCCGCCAUGAGAAGGAGAUCGACACCUACAUUGUGCAGGCCAAGGAGCGCAGCUACGAAACGAUGCUCAGCUUCGGGAAGCGGGGCCUCAACAUUGCCGCCACAGCCGCGGUGCAGGCUGCCGCCAAGAGUCAGGAUGCACUGGCCGGAAGGCUGCGUAGCUUCUCCAUGCAGGACCUGCGCUCCAUCCCCGACACCCAUGGCCCCAACUACCAGGACCCCCUCUACUUGGAGGACCAGAUGCCCCGCCACAGACCACCCAUCGGGUACCGAGCAGGGGGCCUGCAGGACACUGACACUGAGGAUGAGUGCUGGUCAGAUACAGAAGCAGUGCCCCAGCCGCCACCCCGGCCCCGAGACAAGCCUCUGAGCCGCAGCCAGAGCCUGCGUACGAUCAAGAAGAAACCGCUGGUGCGAGAGGGCACCUCGCGCUCCCUGAAGGUGCGGACAAGGAAAAAGACUGUGCCCUCAGACAUGGGCAGCUAGGGUCUGCCGAGCCAGCCCAGUCUUACCUCGUGCUCUACAGGGCGCCGGGGGCUGUUUGAAGGGGCCCUCUGGCUGCACGUAGGGCCUGCCUGCACCAGCUGCCCAGGCUCUGCCCUCCCGACUCCUGCUGUUGGCGGCAGUUGCCGCUGGGGCCAUGC
Molecule: messenger RNA, 1320 nt
Organism: Eptesicus fuscus (big brown bat)
Lineage: Eukaryota; Metazoa; Chordata; Mammalia; Chiroptera; Vespertilionidae
Gene: REEP4
Product: receptor accessory protein 4
Exons: 8
Coding region: 389-1162 (257 amino acids)
Biological process (GO): endoplasmic reticulum tubular network organization
Cellular component (GO): cytoplasmic microtubule; endoplasmic reticulum tubular network; endoplasmic reticulum membrane
Molecular function (GO): microtubule binding
Source: RefSeq, a predicted model, not a curated record